AGACGACCUCGACAACCCACCUGAAGGUCUUUCCGUUAAAGUGGAAGAUCCUGACAAUAAAGACUACCUUUAAGGCCCCAAUCGGCUGUGAUUAAUAGGGGACGGAGAGUUUGCCCCGGAAUGGGAUGUUCGAUGAGCACAUAUGGGUGUGAUGGACAGGUGUCCAAAUACCUGUAUACGGAUUUAGGGGCAUCACAGUGGCGCAGCUCCAGGGUCCUGGAUUCAAUUCUGAGCUUGGGUUGCUGUCCGUGUGAAAUUUUGCAAGUUCUCCCCCUGUCUGCACUGUGAAGUUUGCAAAUCCUUCUUCCUCAACAAAUGUGAGGUUCAUGGACCACCCCUCUUCAUCCCAGAUACACCUGCUCCCAUGGGAGUCCCUGACCGAGCCAGACAAACUCUUCCUCCUGGGCUAGAAAUCCAGAAGUCCAGUAUUCCUGAUGCAGGCCUGGGGGUGUUUAAUAAGGGGGAGACUGUUCCAGUAGGUGCACACUUCGGACCUUACCAGGGAGAGCUGGUAAACGGAGAGGAAGCCAGGAACAGUGGAUACUCCUGGGUUAUAUACAGGAGCAUGCAGUGUGGAGAAUACAUUGAUGCCAAAAGAGAGAUGCAUGUGAAUUGGAUGAGGUAUGUGAAUUGUGCCCGGAAUGAUGAUGAAAAGAAUCUUGUGGCAUUUCAGUAUCAAGGAGGAAUUCUGUACCGUUGCUGUCGACCCAUUAACCCAGGACAGGAGCUCUUGGUGUGGUAUGAAGAGGAGUAUGCCAAACAACUCAGUCCUGCACCUACAGGAGCAACCAGACAGCAAGAAGUAAAGAAUACUCUGCUGCAAGUAUUUUCCUGCUCCACAUGUCCUCGUUCCUAUACAUCUCAAAUUUAUCUUGAUAAACACAUCCAGAGAUGUCACUAUGAAGAGUAUGUGAGACUUCGGGAAUCAAGAGAGAUUAAAUAUGAACUUCAAAUCCCCUCCAAAUGCUCCAGUAGUCAGCCAACAUCAACUGAUAUUCUCAGUUCUGACACUUCUCACAAUAAUGUACAGAAAGGAAUUCACCACUGCUCAGACUGUGGAAAGAGUUUUGGUCAUCAGAAUGCACUCAAGACACACCAUUGCAGUCACACAGGAGGAAAGCCACAUUCCUGCUCACAGUGUGGAAAGAGUUUCUAUCAACGGAGUGAUCUCCAAAGACAUCAGCGCAUUCACACAGGAGAGAAGCCGUAUCACUGCUCACAGUGUGGAAAGAGUUUUACUCGGCAGAGUGAUCUCCAAAAACACCAGCGCAUUCACACAGGAGAGAAGCCGUAUCACUGCUCACAGUGUGGAAAGAGUUUUGCUCAUCAGAGUGAUCUCAAAAAACACCAGCGCAUUCACACAGGAGAGAAGCCAUAUCGCUGCUCACAGUGUGGAAAGAGUUUUAUUUAUCACAAGGAUCUCCUAGUCCACCACCGCAUUCACACAGGAGAGAAGCCAUAUUGCUGCUCACAAUGUGGAAAUAAUUUUUCUUGUCAGAGUAACCUCCAAAUACACCAGUACAUUCACACAGGAGAGAAGCCGUAUCAUUGCUCACAGUGUGGGAAGGGUUUUACUUGUCACAGGAAUGUCCAAGUCCACCAGCGUAUUCACACAGGAGAGAAGCCGUAUCGCUGCUCACAGUGUGGGAAGAGUUUUGCUCAUCAGAGUCAUCUCCAAACACACCAGCGCAUUCACACAGGAGAGAAGCCGUAUCACUGCUCACAGUGUGGAAAGAGUUUUGCUCAUCAGAAUGCUCUCCAAAUACACCAGCACGUUCACACAGGAGAGAAGCCGCAUCAGUGCUCACAGUGUGGAAAGAGUUUUUCUUGUCAGAGCACUCUUCAAACACACCAGCGCGUUCACACAGGAGAGAAGCCGUAUCACUGCUCACAGUGUGGAAAGAGUUUUGCUCAUCAGAGUGCUCUCCAGACACACCAGCGCAUUCACACAGGUGAGAAGCCGUAUCGCUGCUCACAGUGUGGGAAGAGUUUUACUGCCCAGUGUAGUCUCCGCAAACAUCAGCGCAUUCACACAGGAGAGAAGCCGUAUCACUGCUCACAGUGUGGGAAGAGUUUUGCUCAGCAGAGUAAUCUCCAAAAACACCAGUUUAUUCACACAGGUGAGAAGCCAUAUCGCUGCUCACAGUGUGGGAAGAGUUUUACUCAGCAGAGUAAUCUCCAAAAACACCAGCGCAUUCACACAGGUGAGAAGCCAUAUCGCUGCUCACAGUGUGGAAAGAAUUUUAAUCAGCAGAGUAAUCUCCAAAAACACCAGCGCCUUCAUGCAGGAGAGAAGCCGUAUCUCUGCUCACAGUGUGGGAAGAGUUUUACUCAGCAGGGUAAUCUCAAAAUACACCAGCGCAUUCACGCAGUAGAGAAGACGCAUUGUAGUGCCCUUUUGCCACCACUUUGAUGACUGAUUGAUUGAGAGUGCUAGUUCUUUUGACUGACUGUCCUUACCAUUGCAGCAAACAAAUAAGCGAAUGCCCAGAAGUAGAAGUAGUGUGAACUUAAGUGUGGAAGUUUUAUUCCAGGCUUCUGGUUUACAUCCAAUAUAGGUAAGAAAAAUAAAGUCAAUAAACUUCUUGACAUAGCAAGAUGGUAAACUAGAGUACAUCAGGAGACAGACAUAAGAACCUGUUGCUUCCAAUCAGCCACACUUGGUCCUUUCCUGGCCAGGUAUUUAUCAUCUCCCUGGACACAGUACCCUCCAGGCCUGUCGAAGGUGCGCGCACACUAACACAAAGGGUUAAUACUGGCUCCAACACUCAUCACUGCUCACAGCGUGGAAAGAGUUUUACGACGCAGAGUAAUCUGCAAAUACACCAGCGCAUCCACCCAGGACAGAAGCUGCAUCACUGCUCACAAUGUGGGAAGAUGUUUACUUAUUCAGUUACAUUUAAGACCCCACAAGUGCACUAACUCGGAGACACUGCAUGAUUUAAAGUUGUCAAAUUAAAUAUGGUUGUUCCUGUUUUUUUUAUUGAAAAUGACCUGUACUUUGAACUUUAUUGUUCAUGUUAUAUAACUUGAAAAAUAUGUAAUCUUAGAGUGAUGUUUAAAUCAAGACUAUAUUAAUGUUUUCUUUUGAUCUUAUGUAGUUAUCUUAUGUAGUAAAUGGUCUUUAAUUAAUUAUCGCCAGACAAGUAAUGAUUUAACACUAUUAUCAGUGUAGCACUGCAGCAUGAGACUAGUUGUUAAUGGAAUUAUUACUGAGCAGGGGUUUAAUGUACGAUGUUUAACAGAAAAGUGGAUCAAACCAAAUGAGUAUGUAGCAUUUAAAUGAGGCUAUCAUAUUCAUUCAUUCAUUCAUUUUAUUUAUAUAUAUAUUUGUGCGUGUGUGUAAUAUAUGUAUAUAUAUGGCCAUUAUUAAAAAAUGUUCUGUUUCCGGUCCACCAGCCGGGUGAGUGCCGUUUGUGCGGUUGAAAAAUUUUUUUUUAACGCCGGUUUUUCGACAUUUUUUUCGGGUUCGUAAAUCUAAAAUUGAACUUGACAUUUACGCAUUCCCAGGGCUUUCCACUAAGGCUCAUACUAGCCAGCCAUGACAAAUAAGUAGCCAGCUGGGGGGGAGUAAACACAAAAUAAACUCCUGUGCACGCAGUUCCCAGGAUUAUAUGUAUUUUCCACAGACCAUUUAUUUAUUCACUUUACUCAAAUACAAAGUAAAAUGGCAGUAAAUCUUCUUUCUUUUCUUACGUAUUGCAUCAUGAGGCGUUCCUGGCUUGUAAAUCUCUUAUUUUCGGUGCAUGACACAUUCACGCAGCUGAGCAUGCUAUGAAUUAACAAUGACAACGGUCUGCAGUGGGGCUACACAAUUACACACUCAGCGACCAUUUCUCCAUUUGUGUAUGAAAAUACACUCCAACGACUCAGUUUGGUUUCAUUUACAACCAACGGUGUCUUUUGAUGCCAGCACGUAAUUGAACGAGAGAAGACUGGUUUACCGGAGACAAAAUAAGCGUCAUCUCUGCUUCUGUUCCCUCCGACACACUACUGCCUCCGCCGAGUGCGCGCGCACUCUGAACUGAAUCAGCUCUGCGCAUGCGCCGUGCGGCACAAAAAAUGGCAGCCACCAUGAAGGAAGGAGAUCCGGAGUUUUCAAACAUUUGCUUAAGUGUGAAAUCACAAAAUGGUAUUCUAGUGAACAACAAAAUAGUAAAGAUUCAGAAAAACAAAUCAUUAAGUGAUCAUUUUAAUAGUGUAAUUUCAUCCGAACUAGGCCUAACGGUCGAUUUAGAACUACAAAAAGUCCGUGUGUCGGACAUUUUAAGUACCUUUUGUAAAAGUUUUGCAAAUGUUGCAGUCAGCUUUUAAAAUGCUAACUUAAAGUUUUUGUACAAGUUUCAGUUGAUUAAACUGUCAUAUUUUAUUAAAUGUGUCUGCUUUUGUAAUAAAGUACUGAAAGAAAAAGCAAACACAGCAUUGCGAUUUCUUAUCCAUCCAUAAAAAAAAUCCCUCCCUCCCGACUGAAUUUUUUUGCUCACCCGGUGGACAGGAAACUGAUUUUUUUUUAAGGAUGGCCUAUAUGUAUGUAUGUAUGUAUGUAUGUAUGUUUUA
Messenger RNA from Neoarius graeffei (lesser salmon catfish), 4557 nucleotides. RefSeq names its product zinc finger protein 883-like. Gene Ontology annotation, cellular component: nucleus. Gene Ontology annotation, molecular function: protein binding; histone methyltransferase activity; RNA polymerase II cis-regulatory region sequence-specific DNA binding. NCBI's taxonomy places the organism in Eukaryota, Metazoa, Chordata, Actinopteri, Siluriformes, Ariidae. The record is from RefSeq and is a predicted model, not a curated record. Gene Ontology annotation, biological process: regulation of transcription by RNA polymerase II; central nervous system development. The transcript is spliced from 6 exons. The coding region runs from base 365 to 2413 and encodes 682 amino acids.